Molecule: messenger RNA, 5693 nt
Organism: Sphaeramia orbicularis (orbiculate cardinalfish)
Lineage: Eukaryota; Metazoa; Chordata; Actinopteri; Kurtiformes; Apogonidae
Gene: brd1a
Product: bromodomain containing 1a
Biological process (GO): regulation of transcription by RNA polymerase II
Molecular function (GO): protein binding
Source: RefSeq, a predicted model, not a curated record
AGGCGAUGCAUUGAUUGUGUGACAGAUGGGCUUUUGUAUGAAUACUACGACUGAACACCAACAUGACCUCCACCGUCACACGUUGGGCUGUGCGUACGGGUGGGAGUUGUCUGGUGAACGCAUUGUUGUGUUGGGGGAUGAGCCGUCCUUACAGCCGCUGCUAUUUGCUCUUGGUUGACUGUGGCUAACGAGUGACUCUAGCCCCUUCAACAGUCCAUAAAGCAGAUAACUGUGUAUACACUGUAGGAUUCAGUAUCGAAGCCUUACAGCCACAAAGCAGGCUUCAUCAUCUUUUUAACAGUAUUGAAAAGACCUUAUUAUCGGCUGUUGGAUGAGGACAUUGUGUGCGGAAUUAGAGCCACUUAGCAGGCCGUAUCGCCAUUGCUUUGUAAAGCUGCUGGCUAGCUUUCCUCUUCUUCUACUAGCAAAACUUGGUGAAUCCGAGCAACACGGAGCAUCAAGAUGAAGAAGAAAGCUCGGCACCCUCGGGUUGCGGUGCCGCAGAGGCCGCCAUCUCCCAUCAAACCUUCCCCCAACAAACAGAUCUUAACUUACGCACAAGCACAGCGUAUGGUGGAGUUCGAGGUCGAUGGCCGCAUCCAUCGGCUUAGUGUAUUUGACAACCUGGAUGUGAUAUCAGAUGAUGACCCCAUGGUCCAGGAGAUGAUGGAGUGUACAAGCAAUAAGGAGAAUGCGGAGAAACCACAGCAAGUCCUUUUGAGGUCAGUUCGAUUAAAAAAUAACCAGGAGAAGAGAAAUGCUGCUCUGGGCAUCACUGGUCACAGGGAUGGAGGAGCUCAUCACGCUGGUCCUGCUACUCCAAAACUCCCAGAGCCUAAAUUUCGUACAGUGGAAUACAACCUUCCAGCAGUUCCUAAGCGCCCAGCUGCCUUUUAUAAAUAUAAAGAAAAGACUGAAGAAGAGCUGGAUGAGGAAACAGAAUAUGACAUGGAUGAAGAAGAUUAUGCCUGGCUGGAUUUGGUCAAUGAAAAACGGCGAUGUGAAGGCAUCAGUCAGGUGUCCUACAAUGUUUUUGAGUUUCUGAUCGACCGCUUUGAGAAGGAGUUGUACCUGGAGACUUUGGAUCAAGACAGUGAAAAGCUUACACCGAUUGAUGAGGAUGCAGUCUGCUGCAUCUGCAUGGAUGGUGAGUGUCACAACAGCAAUGCUAUUCUGUUUUGUGACAUGUGCAACGUAGCUGUGCACCAGGAAUGCUAUGGUGUGCCCUAUAUCCCUGAGGGCCAGUGGCUUUGCAGACACUGCCUCCAGUCACCCACCCAGCCAGCAGACUGCAUUCUCUGUCCCAACAAAGGUGGAGCUGUGAAAAAGACAGAUGAUGACCGUUGGGGACAUGUGGUGUGUGCACUCUGGGUUCCUGAAGUAGGCUUCUCUAAUACCACCUUCAUCGAACCCAUUGAUGGUGUCAGCCACAUUCCUCCAGCUCGCUGGAAACUUACCUGCUACCUCUGCAAAGAAAAAGGUGUUGGGGCAUGCAUCCAGUGCCACAAAGCAAAUUGUUAUACUGCCUUCAUGUAAGCUGUGCCCAAAAGGCUGGCCCUCUUUAUGAAGAUGGAGCCCGUCAAAGAAAUUACUGAGACAGGAGAGCCUACCUUCUCUGUGAAGAAGACGGCCUACUGUGGGGCUCACACACCUAAUGGCUGUGUGAGAAGGCCUCUUAAUAUCUAUGAUGAUGCCAAACCCAUAAAUGGACUAUGUAAGCACGUGGACAAGGCAAGUGGCAAAGGGCGGUCAAAGGAGCACAAGAAGAAGAGUAAAAAGCCGGAGCCUGAAGUUGAAAGUGAAGCUGCAACCCCUGCUACUGUGCCUACAUUUCUGUCACAUAGGUUACAGACCAUUCUCAACCAGGUGUCAGUCCAGAAGAAAGAAGGCAUUUGUGGAGCUGUCCUAAAUUACUGGACACUGAAGAGGCAAUCCAGAAUGGGGCUUCCCCUCAUCAGGCGGCUUCAGACAAGCCUACCAGUCUCAGAAGAAUGCACAACGGUUUGUUCAUCAAGGCAGAAUGAAGAAGAGAGCAGAGCACUAAAGGACCAGCAGGAGUGGCAUCGUCUCCGACACGAUUUGGAGAGAACCCGGCUGCUACUGGAGCUAAUCCGUAAGAGGGAGAAACUCAAGCGGGAAGAGAUUAAGCUGCAGGAGACCCUUCUUGAGAUGCAGUACCCCUUCAGUAUUUUGCUUAGAGCCCUCUUGGACCAGCUCCAAGCAAAAGACCAGGCCCGGAUCUUCGCUCAGCCAGUUGAUGUCAAUGAGGUACCUGACUACCUUGACCAUAUCAAGCACCCAAUGGACUUCUCUACUAUGCGACAGCGCAUUGAUUCCCAAAGCUACAGCAACUUAACCUGUUUUGAGGAUGAUUUUAAUCUAUUUGACAACUGCAUGAAGUAUAACUCAAAGGACACUUACUUCUACCGUGCUGCUCUUCGUCUCAGAGACCAGGGCGGAGCCUUACUUAGACAGGCCCGGCGAGAUGUGGAAAAAAUUGGUUUUGACAAAGAUAGUGGCAUGCAUCUGGAUGAAAUUCCUGAAUUUAAAGCACCUCCUGCCUUUUCUUGGGAAGAGUUUGACCGUCUACUAGUGCCAGCCAAUCGGGAGCAUCAUCUAGACAUACAGCUGCAACAGCUUCUGGAGAAGUUUGACCUCACCUGUGCUAUGAAGUCCAGUCCCUCUCGCAGCAAACGACUAAAGCUGCUCAAAAAGACCAUCAAUGAUGUGCGCAAUGAAUUGAGCCUUAAAAGAGUUGUACCCUCCCAUCGUCACUGCUCCUCUGCCACGUCUGCAUUAUCAUCAGCUCCUGGCCUUCCAGAGCUGGGUAAAGCUAAAGAGGAGAGAUUAAAGUCCAAUGGACAUUCUCCCGAUGAUGAAGGAGAUAAAUCUCUUCCUCCAAAACUAGAGCCUUCAGACUCCAUUCCUCCUCUCAUCCACUCUGAUGCAGACCCUGAGCCGCCCACCCUCAAACCUAUUGAUGCUGCCCCAGACUGUGAAGACAAGAAUCAUAGCAAAUGUACAGAGUUUGAUGGGGAAAUACCAGACCUGCUGUCCUCUGCACCACGCCUCAAUGGCCACUCUCAUGACAGCCUCCAGAGUUCACUGUUGGACGGAGAUAUGAGUGUCGUGGCCACGUCAACUGUAGCAGAGCCCACGGGCACAGUCAACCGUCGGACUUCAGUGCUCUUUCGCAAAUCGAAGACUUCCAGUCCCCAGAAGCCCCCUAAGAGUGAAGACGAGGGCACUGACAGAGCUGACAUAAGUGAAGGCGAGGGAGAAGAGGAAGAAGACGAGCCACAGCUGGGCUCAAAAUCCUUCCUGUCAGUGGUCAUACCCAGGCUGGAGACCCUCCUUCACGGCAAGAAGAGGAAGCACAGCGGCAGCAGGCAUGAUGAGGAAGAGGGAGGAGAGGAUGGGCAUGAAGAGGAGGGCGAGUCCCCUGUUAAACGACUUGACACUGGUUUGUCAAGUGGUUUCCUGGAGGAAGAAGAGGAGAAACAGCAUGAAGAUCCCAGCAGAGCAAGUAGACCUGUGGAGCCACGAAGACGCUGUGCAUCUGAGUCAUCCAUCUCCUCAUGUAGCAGUCUGCAGGGAAGCACCAGCACCAUUCUCAGUCUUCCAAAGUGUGGGAAGGGGAAACCUGCCUUGGUCCGGAGAAACACUGUGGAUGACAAAAGCGAAUUAAUCGCCUGCAUCGAAAACGGGAAUUUUGCAAAAGCUGCUCGAAUUGCCGCUGAGGUUGGCAACAGCAAUAUUUGGAUGCCCGCUAGUGCUGCAACAGUUGCAUUGGAACCCCUAAAGCUAGUUUGGGCCAAAUGUAGUGGAUACCCUUCCUACCCUGCCUUGAUCAUCGACCCCCACAUGCCGCGUGUGGGCUGCCAGCACAAUGGGGUGUCCAUCCCCAUGCCCCCCAUGGACGUGCUUCGCAUUGGAGAACAGAUGCAGUACAAAGCCGAAGAGAAACUCUACCUCGUCCUCUUCUUCGACAACAAGCGCAGCUGGCAGUGGCUUCCUAGGUCCAAGAUGGUCCCUCUGGGGAUGGAUAAGACCAUAGACAAGAUCAAAAUGAUGGAAGGCCGCACAUCGAGCAUUCGAAAGGCAGUCCAGAUCGCCUUCAGCCGUGCCAUGAACCACCUGAGCAUAGUCCAGGACGAGCCAGUCAGCGACCUCAGUGAUGUGGACUGAUGACACUCACUUACUCUCCCCUCACACACAAACUUGUACCUCUCCUGUACCAAAUACCCUGUUCCUCCCCCUCUCAGUCUCUGCAGGAGACUUAAAUGUUUACUGGACACCUGCCUUAACAGGUGGUGUCUCUCCUCAUCCAUUCGUGCUCAAACAUGCUCCUACCAUUUGCCGAUGGGAAACGGCUGCUGCUGAAAUGAAUGUGUCUUUCUUCUCUCCAUUUACGGGCUCAUAACUGUGCUUGGAGACUGCUCUCCUUAUCCACACCACCCUCACUCCAAACAUCAUUUACAUAACAUUUACACAUUUCACAAUACUGAGCUGAUUUUUUAUUUUUUUUUUCAUGCAUUCUAAUCAUCUUUUCACUGUUACAAGUUACUAAAACAUAACCAUAGGGGCUAAUGAAAUAGCUAAAGUGGACAAAACCUUACAUUUCCUGCCUACAUGAAGGCUUUUCAGUUCUGGUCAGUUGAAUCAACUGCAGCCAAAGCCCACAUUGUACUGAAGUCAUCUCUUUUCGCAAUACCUUCCUUUGUAUUAAAUUGUAAAUUAAAUGUACAGUUGCCUGGCACUAACUUAUUUUGUAGUUUUGACCUAAAUUGGGACUGUACAGGAGUUUUCUUAGUAUUUAUACUUGAUGCAUUCUUGGCACUAAGUGAGUGAUAUUUUACGAGUGCUGUAUGAUCAAGAAAAAAAAAAAAAAACAGUGCAAAAGCCUUAGUGUUACGGAGCUUAGGGCUAAAUGUCACAUUCUUGAGAAGUAUGAAAGUAUUCCUUUUUCAUGUUUUAAGUUAUUGAAGUUUAUAAUUGUUACCUUCCAUUUGGCAUUAAUCAUUUUUGUAUUAAAACAGUUUUUGUAUAUUUUUGUUUUAUAUAUAUUUAUAUAAUUUCAACACACGGUAUAUGAUAUGUUAAGUCUUUGCAGCUCAUACAGGCAGUCUAAUGUUAUGGACCCAGAGCAUAAAUUGUUCUCAAGAAACCAAAAAUGUUGCUACCCAGAAGUUUUUGCUCAUUCAUUUCUGUGUGAUGUGUGAAGUUCUUGCCAAAAAAAAUAAGAAAAAAAUUGUAUUUUCAUGUGAUGCAUUUGACUGUUACUUGGUUUUGCUGUAGUAAUAGGGAGAUGUGCCUGUGAUAACUUAUUGUAAAGUAUUUGCAUUACUUUAUAUCUAAGGAAAGAUGUGCAAAUUGAUUGUGGUAAAAUGGCAAAUUUUGUGGUGGAUCUUUGCCUUCUUUUUAAGUAACCUUUUUUUUUUUUUUUCCUUUUUUUUCUUACAAUGUAGCUGUAGACAUUUCAUUUUAUAUCAUUGUCUGUUUUUUUUUUUCUGGGUAGCAUUGGGUAGUUUUGGUAUAUUUCAUUUUGUACUUAACUGUUGUAGUUUUUUUAAUCAGGUCAUGAAAAUAUUGCUGGGACUGUUUUUUUUUGUUUUUUUUUUUUCUUCUUUUUCUUCUUUUUUUGUAGCAAAAUAAAAGAUGCCGAUACAGUUUGAACAUGUGUUCCACUCCUU